Syngnathus typhle (broad-nosed pipefish) is the source of this 1943-nucleotide messenger RNA. RefSeq names its product cAMP-regulated D2 protein. Lineage: Eukaryota; Metazoa; Chordata; Actinopteri; Syngnathiformes; Syngnathidae. Gene Ontology annotation, molecular function: cholinesterase activity. The transcript is spliced from 8 exons. The coding region runs from base 1 to 1848 and encodes 615 amino acids. The record is from RefSeq and is a predicted model, not a curated record.
AUGAGGAGCUGGACAUAUUCGCUGCUGUUGUGCACAGUUUGUUUGGUGCCAACCACUGGAGAGGCGACAAACAACGAUGAUGAGGUCAACCUUAUCAGCUUCCUGAGAGGAAUCUACGCCGGACUCUUGAUGACCGAUGACCCGUUCGUCCUCAACACAGAUUUUGGGAUAAACUCCAUUGCAGGGGAGAGGCCUGACGUCCUCUCGUUCACAGAAGAAAGCGAGGACAAACGUGAGGACAAACCAGUCAAGAAGGACAACAAUGGAACUCCGGGACCUGUGGUGUUGACCAAAAACGGGGCAAUCAAGGGGAUUACAGCAGAUAAGGCCUAUAUUUUUUAUGGGGUGCCAUAUUCAGACCCCCCAGUUGGGGCUUACCGCUGGAAGCCCCCCAGACCUGUGAGUCCAUGGAAGGGGGUUUAUGAUGCCUCCUUCCCCAAGGCGCCAUGUAUGCAAGCGUGCAGAGGACCAAUUGCUGCGGAAUGUCCAAGAAAUGUCAGCGAGGACUGUCUUUAUCUCAACAUCUUCGUCCCCCGGGAUGUGAACUUUAGCUCGCCGCUGCACAGUCCACUUCCCGUCAUGGUGUGGAUCCACGGUGGGGAUUUCAUCGCCGGCUCUGCCUCCAAGCCGCUGUACGACGGCCGCUUCAUGAGCAACUUCACCCACACUCUUGUCGUAAGCGUCGAAUACAGGCUAGGUGCGUUCGGGUUCCUGGUGUCUGGCAAAGACCCCAAGACGUCAGCCAUGGGAAAUUAUGGGAUUCUGGACCAGCAAGCAGCACUUCUUUGGGUCCAGCGGAACAUUGCGAUGUUUGGAGGUGACUCCAGCAAGGUAACAUUAUUCGGAGAGAGUGCCGGUGCUCAGUCUGUGAGUCUUCACCUGAUGAUCCAAAGCAGCAAGCCUUUGUUCAAGCAGGCAGUUUUGCAGAGUCUGCCCUUCUCCAUCCCUCUCAAGACCAGACACGACGCCCUGAAGCUCGGAAAGGACUUUGCAAAGAAGACCAACUGUUCCGUUGGCGACAUUGUCUGCUUGCUGUCGCUCACGCCACAGGCCGUCCUGGAAGCGCAGAUGAAAACAAGUUCCAAACUCGUGAACCCGUUCCGGUUCCUGGAAGUCUUCGAAACGUGGGGUCCCUUCAUUGACGGGGAACUCAUCCAGGAGCAGGCGGUCGUUGCCUUUCAGAAAGGCCACUGGCACAAGGAAAAACCGGUGCUCCUGGGUACAACCUCAGAGGAAGGCGUAAUCUUUGUUUACGGCGUCUUUAACAAGCCCGUGUCUGCCGUGGAGUCCAUCAUGUACGUUACGGCCAUCUUCAAACAACACAGCCUCCGGAUCCUGCACAAGUACCUGCCUCUCUACAGAGACUCCGAUCGGAGGGAUAUGCUGGCUCAGAUCGUCACAGACUUUGUCUUCCUGUGUCCAUCGCGGAGGUCGGCGCGGGCCGGCACAGAAGCGGGAAGCCGAGCGUGGAUGUACGUGUUCGACCACGUGACGUCGGACCCGCGCGUCUGGUCGGGUCUGACUUUCUGCUACCGCCACGUCUGCCACGGCGGCGAGUUGCCGUAUGUCUUCGGUUCGGCCCCCGUAGCCAACUUCACCCUGACGCCGGGCGAGAAGCUGCUGUCCAAUCGGAUGCUGUGUUACUGGGGCGCCUUCGCCCACACGGGCGAUCCGUCCUCGCGGGUCGGUCAGACGACCUUCUGCCGGGAGCAACGUCUCCCCGUGUGGCCUCGCUAUUCGGACACCAGCGGGUGGCUGCUCAUGAACCUGACCCUGCGCUCCCAUGCACAAGUGGAGACCAGGAGCCAUGUGUGUGACUUCUGGGACCAUCUGGGUAUUUACUCGUAGACAAGAUACAAGCGGAAAACAUAAUUUGUGAUAAAAAAUAAAUAAAUAAAUCCUCUUUAGCAUGAAAAUAAUAAAAUACACAGCGAAAAUUCCAA